AUGCACACAAAUCAAAACUCAAUGAUUGAUCAUUCAUACGAUUCUCCACAUUAUCAAACAAUGACAAAUCUACUUUCUCCAUCCUCUUCAUCUUCGUCAUCGUCAUCCUCCACAACAACGGCAACUACAAUUAACUAUAGCAAUCAUCAUAAUCACCACCACCACCAUCACCAUCAAGAUCUCUAUCCUUCAUCUAUCUACCAUCAUUCAUCCGAAGUUAUUGUUACUCCACACCGUUCAUCUCUCCUAAUACAACAAAAACAACGAAGUCAAAUUCUUGAACAAACAGAUUCGGAUUGUGAUCUUGAUAGUUCAUCAUCGUCAUCAAUAACAAAUUCAUCGAAACUGAAAAAACGACGAGCUAAUCUACCUAAAGAUAGUGUUCGUAUAUUGAAAAAUUGGCUCUAUGAACAUCGUUACAAUGCCUACCCAACGGACGAUGAAAAAGCCAAUCUAUCUCAUCGUGCUGAUCUAUCUAUCAAUCAAGUUUGUAAUUGGUUCAUAAAUGCUCGUCGACGAAUUCUACCUGACUUACUGAAAAAAGAAGGAACCGAUCCGAAAAAAUUUACCAUAUCAAGGCGUUUUUCACGUGAUCAAAAACGUUCAUCACCCUCGUUGUCGGCAAUGUGUUCGACUAGUGGAGAAAAUACAUCAAAUGAAAUAUCGUCAGCAGCAGCAGAUAUUAAUCUUCUUGUCGAACGAAGUUCCUCACCAUCGUUAAUAUUAACAAAUAAUUCAAGUGUUCUAAAUAAACAAUCGUCAUCAUCAUCAUCAUCAUCAUCCUCAUCAUCCAUCGAACCUUGUUAUACAACGAGGCAUCAUGUUCUACUAAAACCUAUACGUGAUCCAGCUGUUAUCAAUUUAAUAUCAAGUGAACAACAAACACGUCUCGCUUGUCCAAAUGAUUCAUUAAUAACAACGACGACGACGAAUAGUAGUUCUACUGGUGAUCUAGCCGGUUUUCAACUUCUUGUCGAUGUAGCUGUGAAGGAACUACAUCGGAUACAACAGGAUAGCAAUAGUGGUCUGCCACUACUUUGCAACUAA
Messenger RNA from Adineta ricciae, 1047 nucleotides. The record is from the annotation of a GenBank genome assembly. NCBI's taxonomy places the organism in Eukaryota, Metazoa, Rotifera, Eurotatoria, Adinetida, Adinetidae.